Messenger RNA from Plasmopara halstedii, 282 nucleotides. RefSeq lists its product as uncharacterized. The record is from RefSeq and is a predicted model, not a curated record. Bases 1 to 282 code for a protein of 93 amino acids. The transcript is spliced from 2 exons. Lineage: Eukaryota; Oomycota; Peronosporomycetes; Peronosporales; Peronosporaceae.
AUGACGUGUGUAGCCGAGCGUUGUAUCGUGUUGUCGUCUUGUGCAUUAGAGCGUUGUGAUCUGGUAGGUCUUAGCAUUGAAACUCGAAGCUGCAUGUUGCUGCUAAUGACCCGGAGUCCUACUGCUCAAAGAGAAAGUCCGAUUAAUUACCUCGUUGCAACGUCGAUGCCAAUUUUAAAGUGCUUGACUAUCCUACUACUUCCUUACGAUGCCCGUAGUACAAGUUUCUAUAUACGUAAAUGGCAGCCACAAGUCCAAGAUUAUUAUCUGUCUAAUAAAUAG